AGAAUUUUCAAACAGGUACUCAAAGGAUAUGACAUGGCUUGCGUAAGAAAUUGUAGUGUUAGAUCAUCAAAGUCAGUAUAUAUGCUCAUUUGGCUCGAGGUUCGUAACGAUACCUACAAACUUAUUUCAUAUACUUUAGACAAACUUCCUAAAAUGGGUCUUCUUGUCUGUUUUUCCUGUAUUGGGCAUUGAGCGGUUCGAUUGUCCAUAAAAUACCAGGUCAAUUCCAAAUCAAGCGUUCCUUGGUUAGAUUACUUAUAACUUAAUUAUACAUAAUUCGUUAUUUUAUUUAUAGACAUACUCAUUCUAUACUGCUAAUCAUAGGAUCCAUACACAUUACCUCUUGGGCACUAACAGAAUCCUUACGCUCUACCACUCAUACCAUGAAUCCAUCAUGUGUGGUUUACGUGGGUAAUAUUCCAUAUGAGAUGUCCGAAGAACAAGUCACUGAUAUCUUCAGACAAAGUGGUCCUGUAAAGUCUUUUCAUCUUGUCAUUGACCCAGAAUCUGGACAACCUAAAGGUUAUGGCUUUUGCGAAUAUCAUGACACUGCCACGACUGCUUCGGCAGUACGGAAUUUAAACAACUACGAUGCAGGUGCUAGACGAUUACGCGUUGACUUUCCGACAGCAGACCAAAUACGCCGACUAGACAAACUAAUUGGUCCUCCUUCAUAUGGACAAUACGCACAACCUUAUUCCAUGCCUUCUUAUGGCUAUAAUCCUCCCUAUAAUGCUUACUCGCCUGCCAACCCAAAUUAUGCUUAUCCUGCUUACCCACCAGCUCCCAAUUACUAUAGAGGAACGCCAUCUCAUUCUACGGCAAUUUUCGGUAAUGAAGCGAUCUAUCGUACCUUAACCCAAUUAGCUCCUAAUGAAUUAGACUAUAUGUUGUCUGCUGUCAAGGCCUUAUGUUUAGAAGUCCCUGCUCAAGCAGAACAGUUACUGGCAGCUAAUCCUCAGCUUAGUUAUGCCGUGUUUCAAUCCAUGGUUAUGAAACAGUACGUUCCUGAAUCGACAAUUGGUGAUUUGUUAGUGCCUCCUGCCAGCGCUGGUCCACCUCCAACAGAUAUGGCCGCUCGCAAUUUUGCUAGUCCUUUAAUGGCUCCUGUGUCUGGUUCCCCUUAUGGUUCAGUACCUCCUCGAUCAUCGGAACCUGUGACAAGACCUUACUCUUCGUACAUGGGACCUUAUGUUAAACAGCCCAGCCCGUAUGUCGGAAUGCCGACAGGACCAGCAAUAACUUCUAGAGGUUCUACGCCAGCCUCUGUUCCUUUGUCUCCAAUGCGCGGUUAUGCUUAUCCUGCCACUACCGGUACAUAUCCUCCUACUGCAGUUGGAAACGGUAUACGGCCCAUGACUGCAUCGGCUCCUGCAGCAGCUGCACGAAGUCCUUCCAUUCCAGCAUCAAAUACUACGAGUCAGAGUACUACUACUGCUACGCAAGAUGAGGAAGCUACGAAAGCUGCUUUAAUAGCACAGCUAAUGGCGUUAACAGAUGAACAAAUUAGUGUGUUACCACAGGAACAAAAAGAAAAGAUCAUUGAAAUUAGAAAGGCGGUAUCUGGAAAAUGAGCUAAAGGGGAAAGAAAAGAAUGAAAAAAGGCAAAAUUAGACCGCCAUUCAAGGUUAGAGUUGUUCUAAUGGAUUUUGAGGGACAAAAAUAUAAACAAAAAUACGAAGAUAAAUAUUACUAGUGAGAAGCAACUGCUUAAUUUUUGCGCGUAUCGUAAACAUAGACAGGGCUCUUAUUGGGUCCAGGAACAGCACCGCGAACUAGAAUGCAAUUAAGAUCUAGAUCUACAUCCCAGAUUAAAGCAUGUUGGACCGUUGAGUUUUUGUGACCCAUAUGGCCUGCCAUUUUAUGACCUGGGAGAACACGACCCGGGGUCGUGUUUUGACCUGUUGAACCCGGGGUACGGUGUGACAAGGAAGCACCAUGAGAAGCGUUUCCUCCAGCAAACCCCCAUCUUUUCAUGACACCAGCGAAUCCUUUUCCUUUCGUAACUCCCUUAAUAUCGACAUAUUGUUUUGGCUGAAAAUAAUCCGCAUUAAACACAGUGCCGGAGGGGAUGAGUCCCGAUUCAUCACGAACUUGGAAUUCUUUUAUGUGCAUCUUAGGGUAUACACCACUUGUAAAGAAUUGGCCCUGAUUAGCUUUUGUAAGUGCAUGAGGCUUUCGGAUUCCGGCACCAAUCUGUACUGCAUAAUAACCGUGUUUCUCCUUGGUUCGGCUGGACAUAGCUUGAACACGAUUAAAUUGUAAAAUCGUCAAUGGGAUCCACUUUCCUGUAUCAUUGUCCCAUGCACUAGUCAUUCCUUUCUUGAUUAAAAUUACUCCUGGUCUUGCCAGCAAAUGGCGUCGCGCAUGCGCUGCUUCUGGUGAAUCUUGUAUUAGGCGUCUAGAGAUCCCAGUUGCAGUUUGUGCAUACCCACGCAAUUGCAUUGGGCGAAAAUAUGAAGUCGAGCGAUGAAAGAUUGAUGCAAAAUUCAUGAUUUCCUCAAGAAAUCGAGAUGUAAAGAAAAGGUGGUUUCUACUGUCUUUGCUUCUUAUGUGGGAGCGUUCGCUAAAUAUUCUUGGAAUGCUGUAAAUACAUCAGCGUGCUUGUUAGAGCUCGGUAAAUUUUGUCAGAUGAAAAGAAUUAAUCAAAAAUGAAUACGAUGAUAUUGUAGCUUUGAUGAUGCUAUACUAUUUAUUUUAAAAGAAAAGUUUAGAAGUCGAACUAAUAAAUAAUGGUGACUUUCAGAAACGGUAUAAGAGGUUACUCUUGUAGCAAUAGUUAAAGCCAGGA
Messenger RNA from Schizosaccharomyces cryophilus OY26, 2791 nucleotides. Its product is annotated as RNA-binding protein. The record is from RefSeq and is a predicted model, not a curated record. Gene Ontology annotation, molecular function: mRNA binding. Gene Ontology annotation, cellular component: mRNA cleavage and polyadenylation specificity factor complex. Lineage: Eukaryota; Fungi; Ascomycota; Schizosaccharomycetes; Schizosaccharomycetales; Schizosaccharomycetaceae. The coding region runs from base 384 to 1574 and encodes 396 amino acids. Gene Ontology annotation, biological process: mRNA 3'-end processing. The transcript has 2 exons.